Molecule: messenger RNA, 773 nt
Organism: Gopherus flavomarginatus (Mexican gopher tortoise)
Lineage: Eukaryota; Metazoa; Chordata; Testudines; Testudinidae
Exons: 2
Coding region: 1-723 (240 amino acids)
Source: RefSeq, a predicted model, not a curated record
AUGGAGAGUUCAGAGCAGGGACAAGUGGGGGAUGUUGUAGAGGACGGCGACAGUGAGGCUACUGGCGUGGAGGGAGACACCCCGGAGUCCCAGGACACAUGCAGCCAGGAGCUCUUCUCAAGCCCGGAGGAGGCUAGCCAGUCGCAGCAGCUGGAAGCUGAUGUUGAGGAGGAAGCUGAGGAUCGUGCUCGUGGGACCUUGACUACUGCAGCCGUAUCACCGGCCUCACGUAGGUUGCAGAACCUGAGACGGAAUCCUAGGAAAUCAAAAGAGGAAUUGAUCAAGUCUGUAAUGAGCCACUACAACAGAGAAAGUAGGAAGACAGAGGAAUGGAGAGAGAAGACCUAUGAAUGGAGAAGCAGUGUACAUGAAUGGAGAAAGAGUGUACAUGAAUGGAGGCAAACAGAAAGCAGGAGAAAGGAAUUGUCUGCCAAAAAAACCACAAAGCAGAUGAUAAGCCUCCUGUCUCGCCAAACUGAGUCUUUCGAGUCUCUUGUAGCCAUGCAGACAAAUAUGUACCGUUGUAACCCACAGCCCUCCCAAAGCCCUCUUCCUUGUUCCCCAGUAUUUCCACAAAACAACUUUCUCCAGCAGCCAGUUCCGUAUUAUCCCCAGCUGCCCCCAACACCUAUAAGAUCACCUACCAGCCCUGAUAACUAUAAUUCUUACCCUGUUCACUCCACCCCCAUUAUUCUGCAGCAUAGUAAUCCUGAAGUGCAGUAGACAGUGAAUAUUGAUCAAAAUAGGACAUAUUAAAACCUGUAAAUGUACAG